AACAGCAUUUAUAUCACUCGAGAACCUUUUCCUGUAAAGAGUUGGAAUUUUAGUGUUAUUUAGGUAAUAGUUUGAAAAGGUCUAAUAUCUGAUAGAGAAGAGGACACAUUGAUCAUUAAACAUGCGUUACUUCGUUGGUGUCGUAUUCCUGAUACUGGAUGUGUUAGCUGUUAUUAACCCAACUUCGGCCGCUUCCUGUACUAUCUCUAAAUAUAGCGAAAACGAUAUUCAAGAUGCAGUGAAAGACUGCACUGAAAUUGUCUUAAACGGCAUAAGUGUUCCAGCUGGCACUGCUUUAAAUUUAAAUUUGAAUACAGGCACUAAACUCACUUUCCAAGGUACAAUAACUUGGGAAUUUUAUGAGUGGAAUGGUCCAUUGCUUAACAUUACCGGUGAACAGAUAGAAAUAACUGGUACUUCAGGCCAUGUACUAAAUCCGCAAGGAGAUUUAUGGUGGGAUGGUCUAGGAGAACACGGAGGAAAAAUUAAACCGGUAUUUUUCAUCUUACACGGAAUGAAAAAUUCUGUAAUUCACGAUAUAACUGUAAAAAACACCCCUUACCACGCUAUUUGGAUUGAAGAUAGUGAUGGUAUUUCCGCGUCUAAUAUUGUUGUUGAUAACAAAGACGGUGACACCAAGGGAGGCCAUAACACAGACGGUUUUAAUGUGUGGAGAUCCAACGCCGUCAAAUUAAGUGGUAUCACUGUUUAUAAUCAGGAUGACUGCAUUGCCAUAAAGUCUGGCACCAACGUACAAGUUACAGACACCUACUGUUAUGGUGGUCAUGGCCUAUCAAUUGGUUCAGUCGGUGGAAGAGACUAUAACAUUGUCGAAAAUGUUCUGGUAUCAGAUGUUGAAAUAGAAAAUUCAGACAAUGGAGUGAGAAUUAAAACUGUUUACGAGGCUACUGGUUCUGUAACCAAUGUCAUAUAUGAAAAUAUCGUCUUAAAGGACAUAAAAAAAUUUGGAAUUGUCAUCGAAGGUGAUUACAAUAUUGAGACUGGUGGUACCACAGGUGUUGCGACUGGCGGUGUUCCGAUUACUAAAUUUAUAUUGAAAAAUGUUACUGGAACAGUUAAAAAGUCAGGUGUAAACAUUUACAUUCUAGUUAAAAAUGCCGCUGAGUGGGACUGGUCUGGAAUCAACGUUACCGGUGGAGAAAAGACAAAAAAAUGCGAGGGCAUCCCUGAAGGAAGCGGAAUAUCUUGUUGACACACAUUGUAUUUUGAAAAUAUAUGAUGCUUCAUUAAAUAAAUGAUAGAUAUACAUCAA
Molecule: messenger RNA, 1273 nt
Organism: Anoplophora glabripennis (Asian longhorned beetle)
Lineage: Eukaryota; Metazoa; Arthropoda; Insecta; Coleoptera; Cerambycidae
Product: polygalacturonase-like
Exons: 2
Coding region: 122-1213 (363 amino acids)
Biological process (GO): pectin catabolic process
Cellular component (GO): extracellular region
Molecular function (GO): polygalacturonase activity
Source: RefSeq, a predicted model, not a curated record